UGUGAAAAUUGGGAGGCAAUAUGCUUUCACCACAGGCUCAUUAAGACCUGUCAUCCACUUCUGGAGUGCUUAAAAUAAAGUGCACAGAUACAGAGGAAGCUGAAAGAGUCAAGAAGGCAGAUGAUACAGAAAUGUUUUGAGCAAAGUGUGUUACUCAGAUCUCUCUAAAGUACAUUUCUGCCUUUAUUCUGAAGGCCACAGCACAGCCAACUCUGCCUAAUGCAAGUAAUGGAACCAAUCUCUCCCUUUGAUCAUCAAAAAGCACAGAUGAAGGACGGUGCCAGGCUGGGCAGUGACAAGGUUUGAGGCAGCAGGAGCCAAGGGAUGAAUUGUGAGCCUUGGAAAACUUGGAUGGAUCUUCCCCUGCCACCAGCCCUGGUUAGGAGGCAAACUCCUCUUUGAAGCUUCGUUUCCCCUCCCUCAGCCCUGGGACAACAUCAAACCCAUCCUCUGAGCUCUCCUGGAGGGCACAGCAGAGGCUUUCCAGCAGAAAUAUUCCCAAUAUCCCAAGCUGGAAGGGACCCACGAGGAGUUCAGCUCCUGUUCCUCUGUGGCAAUGCUGAAAUGGCAGAAAAUUUCCAGUGCAAUCCCAGCCUGGUGCUCCAGGGGUUCCCACUUUAUCUCAGCUGAGCUGGACUGAUAAAAUCCCUCAUCACCAGCAUCCACCCCACUCCUGGAUCUCCCACAGGGCGCCAGCUGAGCCUGAGCUUGAGGAGAAAAGGCAGAUUUGGGCAAAGGCUGACAGGAUGGGGAUGGGGAGAGGGGCUGGGGCAAGCCAGGAGUGCUUUUGCCUCUCCCCAGCAGCAGAGGCACUCGGGAACGGGAAGUGGCUGAGGCUGAAGCAUCAAGCAGGGAACAUUCUCCAUUAAGCCAAGCUUUGUGUUCAAAAGCCCUCUCUCGGUGUUACAUGUGUGGCUACUCAGCCCGGGCUCUUCAGCCCUCUCUGCUGCAGCCAGGCUCCCAUUUGGAGCCUAUCAAGGCUGUCUGUUUUUAAUUUAACCCUUCCUUUUGGAGUGGAUUGGUCUUGAAAGGCAUGAAAAGGCCGGGCUCCAGAGCUACCUCACCUCUUCAAGAGGCACGGCAAGCCCCCUCUCUCCGCUCCCGCAGCUCGGCGCGGCUCCGUCCCUUGCCCGCUGCCCGAGGGGGCCCGAGCUGCCAUGAACCUCAACUUCACCUCGCCCGUGCUCCCCGUCUCCACGGGCCGGCCCACCUCCUUCUUCAUCGAGGACAUCCUGCUGCACAAGCCCAAACCCCUGCGGGAGGUGCCCCCCGAGCACUUCCCCGGCUCCCUGGCCUCCCGCGUGCCCCUCUUGGACUAUGGGUACCCCCUGAUGCCCACCCCGACCCUGCUGGCGCCUCACCCGCACCCCGCCCUGCACAAGCCGGAGCAUCACCACCACCACCCCUAUUUCCUCACCACCUCGGCGGGCUCCGCUUUUCCGCUCCUCUCCCGCACCCUGCGGCUCUGCCCGGGCCCGUUCCUUUUCUGCAAGGAGAAAACCUCCAAAGUUUCCCAAGCCGUGUGCCAGCGGGGCCGUGAAGGAUGGCUUCCCCCUUCCCAGUCUUUUCCAGGGCUCCCUCCGUUUUUUUCGUGCCCGUUUCGUUGUGGUUUCCUCGCCGGGAGGGUUCAGGUGGCCGCUCCAGCCUCGAGUCCCCUCCGGUGGUUUCACCUUCCCGGGGGUGGGCUCUUGGAAAACCCCCCCGUUUUCAUCACAACAAAACCCCCAAACCCAAACCAAUCCAUCGACCUCAAAAACGAAACAAACGAAAAAACCACAAAAAAAUCAAAGAGGCGGAGGGAGAGGCCACCGCGAGCAGGAAAAGUCCGGCAUUCCUGGGGGUCCAGGCUCCUUGGCCGACCGCAGCGAGGGUCUCCGCCCCGUGUCCCCCCAGGAAUGCCGGUGCCAGCGCUUUUCCAGCACCACGCUCACGCCGAGCUGCCCGGGAAGCACUGCCGCCGCCGCAAAGCCCGCACCGUGUUCUCCGACUCGCAGCUCUCGGGCCUGGAGAAGAGGUUUGAGAUCCAGCGGUACCUCUCCACGCCCGAGCGGGUGGAGCUGGCCACGGCCCUCAGCCUCUCCGAGACGCAGGUGAAAACCUGGUUCCAGAACCGCCGCAUGAAGCACAAAAAGCAGCUGCGGAAGACGCAGGACGACCCGAAGCAGGCGGGCGGGGAGGAGAGCCGGGAGCAGAGCUCCCCCGAGCCCGAGCUGCCCGAACCGGCCGGGGCCGAGCCCCGCAAGGGCCCCCCCGGCCCCUUCCUGCUGCAGGACCCCGAGGACGAGGUGGACAUCCUGGAGGAGGGGGACAUGUGCCCCCACCGCCUCUAGGACAGCCGGGGCUCUCCUGCCUCUCCUUGCCCACCUGGCCCCGCAGGUCGCCCCCGAACGGCUCGGGAAGGGGGUCACGGCUCGGGAAGGGGGUGUGGAUGCGAGGGGAGCCCCCUCCCCUCCCCGGGGCGAAGGUGGCGAUGCCCCCGAGGGGGCCGGGACCCCGCGGUGCCGCCGGUGCCCCCCAGCAUCACCCCAAGGCUGGGCUUGGCUCGGAAAUCUGGGGCGGGGGGGAGUGAAACGAGCCGAGUUUGUUUUAGCUUCCCCCUUCCCUCCGAAGUGUCGGAGUUUUCCUCGCUCCCCGAACUUUCCUCGGGUGUAAAAUAAAUGUAUACUCGUGGCAGCGUGUUGUGGUUCCUGGGAGCGGCAGGCAGGGCAAAUUUCACCCUUUAUUCCCCGAAUCCCUAAAUCCUCGCCGCUCUUCCCACGCUCGCCGUCUCCAUCCCCAGCGCGGGAGGUCGGGCAGAGCUCCCAAGACGUGCAUAAAUAAAAAGAAUUGUAAGAAAAACCCUCCGAAGAAACAGGUAAGGCAAAAAUUCCGGUUUAUUUCAUUCCGCUCUGGGCAAGUGAAGGGGGAGCAUCUCCAAUAAUUCGAUUUUGCCACGGCUGCACGGAGCAAACAGCGCUCCCAGCCAGAAAAAAGGGAUUUUCUACAACUUGGAGAAGUGUCGGCAGCCUGAUUCCUGCCCGGCUUCCAGGUGUGGAUGCCGGAUAAUUCCCUUUUUCUCUGAAACAGCCCCGGAGCGGGUCCCGCGUUCGGCUCCCGCCUCCGUGCGCUCCGCGUCGCGCUCGGCUGGAGCAGCCCCGGCCGCGCUCGCUUUGCCUUUACCUCCCUGCCAGGGAAAUGGGCUUCAUUUCCAGGUAAAUUCAGAUUUUUUUAUCGUUUAGUUUUGGUUUUGGGCUGAGCUGCUGGCUGGGAAAUGCGCCGGGAGCGCGGCGGAGGUUCAGCAUCUCCGGGGUGAGGUUGGGAUUGGGAAUUUCGCCGGGAAAAGCCUGGAGCGGGGGCUGUGCUGGCUCAGAAUCCCCGGCUGCAGCAGCACCACGGCGGCGUGGCGGUGUCUCCUUAGGUUAUUUAAUUUAUUUCCUUAUUUUUUUGGGUUUUUUUCCGCGGGAAUUUCAUUGGGUUGUCUGGCGUUUUAGCACUUUCAGGGCAUUUUGGAUGAUGGGACAUGUCGUUUUGUGAGGGGAAAACGUUUAAUUUUCCUGUUUAAUAUAUAAAAUAUAGACGAUUGAAAUGUGUAUGUUCGCUUCCUUUUUUUUGUCAGUCUGCCUUUCUAGUUUUUUACAUGUAAAAUAAAGAUCACACACUGUGUAGAGGAAAACCCCCAAUACCCAUCCACCUUUCCAGGAAAAGCUGCUUGCUUUUAAUAAAUCCUUUCAGGACAAUUAUUUCUACUAACAAAAAGCCACCAAUCUCCCUAAAAAUUAGGAUUUUUAAAGCAACCACUUUGCUCGGCGGGGUUUGAAGCAGAACCGGCUGGAAAUGCCGCUCCCAGCUCCGGUUUCUCCCCUUCUCCCAAUUCCCGUGGGUAAUGAAGCGAUGGGAAUUAAAAAACCUGGAAUUUUCACACUGUUCCUGUGUAUUUUGCUCUGUGAUUAUUGUCAUUCUCCCCCCCAGCACGCGUUUCAAUGGGAAUUAUUAAAAUUAACAUCAGAUCCACAUGAUAUUUAUGGGAUCUAUAUGAUAUUUAUGGGAUCCACAUGAUAUUUAUGGGAUAUUUUUUUUUUUGGCCGCAUCUGCCGCUGCUGUUCCAGGGUCGGGAACGGCUCGGGGCUGGCCUGGCUCUGCCCUGAGGUGCAAGAUCUAUGAGGAAAAGGUCAAAACACGACUCAAAAACCUCUCAAACCUCUGCUGUUGCUCCCCUGCCACUCCUGGAACUCCCUUCCCAAAAUAUUUCUGCCCAUCAAUAAAACAAACCCCGCAACCAUUUUCACCUCUGGGCGGUUUUAGGCACCUUGGCUGCCAAUUAAAGCUAAAAAUCAGAUUAAAAAGCGGUCCCACACAGAGUGGGAAUAUUCCCAUUCCCAGGGACGUCCCCAUCCCAGCGGGACAUCAGAGCCUUG
Messenger RNA from Onychostruthus taczanowskii (white-rumped snowfinch), 4394 nucleotides. RefSeq names its product brain specific homeobox (gene BSX). Gene Ontology annotation, molecular function: DNA-binding transcription factor activity, RNA polymerase II-specific; RNA polymerase II cis-regulatory region sequence-specific DNA binding. The record is from RefSeq and is a predicted model, not a curated record. Gene Ontology annotation, biological process: regulation of transcription by RNA polymerase II. The transcript is spliced from 6 exons. NCBI's taxonomy places the organism in Eukaryota, Metazoa, Chordata, Aves, Passeriformes, Passeridae. The coding region runs from base 1158 to 2330 and encodes 390 amino acids.